This is a messenger RNA of Cuculus canorus (common cuckoo), 1129 nucleotides long. RefSeq names its product protein ELYS-like. Lineage: Eukaryota; Metazoa; Chordata; Aves; Cuculiformes; Cuculidae. The transcript is spliced from 8 exons. The record is from RefSeq and is a predicted model, not a curated record. Bases 587 to 1030 code for a protein of 147 amino acids.
ACGGCCGGCAGGCGGCGACCCCGGGCUCGGACCGCAGCUGCCAUGGGCCCCCGCGGGAGGGCGCGCGGUGGCGGGGGCACCCGCUGCGUCAGGGCAUCUCCCGGAGUCCUGGAAUGGUUUGGGUCAGGAGGAACCAUCCAGUUCUAAGCUCCCCACCGUGGGAGGCAGCGUUAGGGACACCUGCUUGGCUCAUGUUGCUCAAAGCCGCAUCCAGCCUGGCCUUGAGCUCCUCCAGGGCUGGGGCAUCCAUGACUUCUCUGAGCAACCCGUGCUAGUGCCUCACCACCCUCCCGGGUUUGGAAUGCUGUAAGGAAAGGUUCAGUUUAGAUCUCACGAGUGGAGUUCUUCCCUGGAGAAGACAAAAUAUCAAUAUUAAAUUAGUGAGCUGUCAGACCAUAGAAGACUUCUAUGACAAUGUUGACCAAGAGGAUAACACUAAUGAAGAUUUGUUCUGAUGUCUGUGUCUUCUAAGCAGUGAAUGCUGGGAGCAGCAGUUAGAGGUGAUAUUGUCUGCGGCUGUCCAGGCAAGAUCUUUAGAACUCCUGACUGGAUGCAUUAAACAUUGGACAUCUGAAACAGCCAAAUUAUGGCAGUGAAGUUACAGUUUAUUCGUGACUGUGCGUGGAAGAAAGUGGUCUACACCAAAGAUGAAUUUGACCAUAUAUGUGUUCCGCUGUUUGAUGGCUCCUGCCGCUUCCUUGAUCCAAAAACGCUACAGUCCCGUCAGCACUGCCAGUGUCUCUUAAACAACCUUAGCAGAGUCUUAAAAUGUUUACAAAGAGAACAACAAGAGCUUACUGACAAAGACUUGAGAAAUCGGCAGGUGCUAGCUAGCAACUUUUCUGUGCAUGCGCAAAUGGUUAUCUGGUUCUGUCAGUCUGGUCUCCUUCCAGAGGGUUCAGACGGGACGAUGCAUUUAUCUACGUCUUUCUACAACUAUCCUUUGCUCCACACCUGCUAUACUGGUCAGCGACAGAGACUGGAGCAUUUGUCAAGGCACUGCUGGAUCUCUAUUUAUUGGAAAGCAUAGAAGAACCCUACAAACAUGCGAUGUAUCCUUUCUGGUUAUUUAAGUGCACCUCGGGAUAUGCACAAAAAUGUUCUUAAAUGUUUGUCUCCUACGUGCUUA